ACCGCCUUAUAUGGACACUGCUGCUCGGCUCCGGCGUUUCAUUCAGAUAAAUUGCCUCUUCUUGUAAACGGAAUUCCCUGCCUGAGUCCGGGGAGGGAAAUGCGAAGGCUGGGAGGGGCGCUGGGCGACCGGAGCCAGGAGGGGGCCUUAAGAAAACGGGCUGGCGGCCCCUCCGGCGCUCUUGCCCAAUAGAGGUCUCUCGCCCGGGUGCGGCUCAGCGUCUCGGAGCGCGACCCUUGCCGAGGCGAGCCCUCGGGGGACAAAGCCAAGAUGAAGGUAACCUCGGUCGACUCCCGCCAGCUGAAGCCGCUGCUGCGGAAGGAGCCCGCCCGCUGCCUGGUGCUGGAUUGCAGACCCUACCUCUCCUACUCGGCCUCCUGCCUGCGGGGCUCGCUCAAUGUAAACCUCAACUCCGUGGUGAUCCGCCGGGCCCGCGGGCGACCGGUGCCUUUGCACUUCGUGGUGCCCGACGAGACGGCCCGAGGGCGGCUGCUUCUGUCGCCGGCUUGCCCGGACGAACGGGAAGGAGACGGGGUGCCGUCCCUGCGGCUGACGGCGGUGAUCGUCCUUGACCAAAACACGCGGCACUGGCGGAAACUCAAGAAAGACAGCACGGCUCAGAUCGUGCUGAACACGCUGCUGGCCAGCCUGCCCGAGCCUGGGGCCAGGGUCUGCUUCCUGAAAGGAGGGUAUGAUACCUUUUAUUCUCUGUACCCUGAAUUCUGUGUAGAUGUAAAGCCUGUGUCCCAAGAGAGAACUGAAACAGAGAAAAGCAUCAAUAGCUACUAUGAGAAGCAGUGCCUCCACCACAAACCAGCAUAUGAUCAGGGUGGUCCAGUGGAGAUCUUACCUUUCCUGUACCUUGGCAGUGCCUACCAUGCUUCUAAGUGUGAGUUCCUAGCCAAUCUCAACAUCACUGCACUCCUGAAUGUUUCCAGAAAGAGCUCAGAGCCCUUUACAGAUCAAUACUGCUAUAAAUGGAUUCCAGUGGAGGAUAACCACACAGCAGACAUCAGUUCUCACUUUCAGGAAGCUAUAGACUUUAUUGACUAUAUCAGACGGGCCGGGGGCAAAAUCUUGGUGCACUGUGAAGCUGGAAUUUCUCGCUCUCCCACGAUCUGCAUGGCUUAUCUCAUGAAAAUGAGAAAGUUCCGUCUGGAGGAGGCUUUUGAUUACAUCAAACAACGUAGGAGUCUGAUCUCACCAAACUUUGGAUUCAUGGGCCAGCUGCUGCAGUAUGAGUCAGAAAUAUUGUCUUCAACGCCCAGCCCUCCUGUUACCUCUUGCAAAAGGGAUGCUGUGUCUUUUUUUACUGAAGAACUCUCCUUGAGUAAAAGCUUUGAAGGCUCUUGUUAUACUUUUCCUACCUCAGUUUUGAAUUCUGUACCAAUUCACUCACCUGUCCAUCAGCUAAAACUUAAUCCUAUUGCUGCAACUUCAUCCUGCUGGACCCUUCUGGGAGCCAGGGACAAUACGGUCCAGUGAACCCAGCAGAGAUGACAAGACAUUUCAUCAACAUGCAAUACAGAAGAUCUCAUGGAUUUCAUUCCAAACAAGAUGUUUUUGAUUUGAAGGGUCAUCUCCUCCAGGAAGGAAAAGUAGGGCCUUAUAUUAAGAUGCAGUCAACGUUUGAACCCACUUGAACUUGGGCUCAUUGUGUAGUUUCAAGACCUUACCUUGUGCUGAGUCUAGCUACUUAUGCUCAAAUUGACCUAGGCUUUGAACUAAAAAACAUUCUUCCUUUUCUCAAAAGUAAGUGACCUUCCUUAUGGAGGAGAAACAUAUUUAUGGACACUGGCUAGGUCAAGCUUUCAAAAAGACUAUGUUUUAAAAAAGGAAAUAUGUGCAUCUUUAAGGAUGUUUUUAAAUAACUUCUGGGAUCUGUGUGCAUCCACUACUGUACUUCCAGACCAUGCUGGAGCAAAGAGAGCUAUACACAAAAUUAGGCCUGUCCAAUUGCUUCUCAGUUCCUGCUGCCUCUUCUUAAUUACAGCUUUGUUUUAAAGUGUAAGCAAUAAACAGCUGUGUCAGGAAAGCACAGCUGUAAUGAAAAGCACAAUUUAUGGAAGAAGCAAACCUUGACAUUUUAGUAGUGGCAAAAACUUGAAUGUUUGCUUUUUCCUGUUUUUAUUCCUACAAGAGGAUCAGAAAAUGUAGGAAGCAAACUUUCCUCUCCUACACCAAUGGGUUCUCCACUGUUUUUUGCUGUACAACUGGGGUCUAUGUCAGAGGUGCGUUCUUCCCUAGAAGCCUAGGGAUGUUGUCAUUUUCUAGGCUAUGUAAUAAAAUUAAGUAGAUUUGAGAAGAGCAACUUCUAGAUACUCCAAGGCUGCUCAAAACCUGAUAGGAAAGCUGCGCUCUGUAUCAUCCUGUUGAAUCGAGCUAGGAAUUCCAAAGGCCCCUUAUUUUAAAGAAUUGUUCUAGAACACAUUGGUGGUUUCUUCAGAUACAUACCUGCUAUAUUAUAUUGCAAAUUCUGGCACUCUGACCUGGUCUAAAUGAUGUACUUGCCAAGUUUCUGAUUGCAGAUGCAAUGCCUGGUGUUACUACUUACUAAGAGUGUUGAUUAUUGGCAACAAUAAUAUGCACUGCAUGGUGUGAAGGAUUUUUUUCCCCAAAAGAUUUUCUAUUGUGAUGUGCUCCUCCUCCGUCCCUGUCUUGGAACUCUGGAGGUUCCAUAUCCUAUGAGCACUUGGUAACAUUCUAAGGAAAGCUGUAGAAGCCAUGAUUUGCACCAGGCCACAGGUUGGCUCAGGAUACAGCAACAUGCUGUACUUGUCUUUUCAGCCUUGUCUCUAAAUGGCCUCAAUACAACUUGGAUGAAGAGUAUGAUCCUGGACCCUGCACACACAGUUCAAGUGAUAGCUGACCAAGGAUAGCCAAACUUUAGGCAUAGGUGAGCCACUGCUUACUUGUUCUUGGCAGCCAAUGUUGGGAAAUGGUCAACGGUCUAAAUGUGUAUAUUCUGCCUCUGACUACUUGAGUCCAGUGACAGAAGCACAGCUCAUAACUCAGGUGCCAUUUAGUCACUGGGUCAUGUGCGAAAGUAGAGGGGACUGCACAGAAUACAUACACAGCCCAUGGUUGCAGCCUGUUCCCGAGUCAGACCUCUGGUCUGUUCUUGGGGCAGAGCUGCUUUGCUUUUCAAAUAACACACUUUAAUUUAGAACAAGUGUAAAACAAAAUAACCAGUUUCUUCCAGCUAUCCAAUAGAAAUUAGUUAUGAUUGUAAAGGAUUAUUUUAGAACACUUUUAUCAAAAUUGUGUCCUGUCUAUUGCAAUUUGAAUUGCUAGCUGUUAAACAAUAAAUGGAUGAGGGGAAAUUCAAUUUGCAAAUUCAAUGGCUCUAGCAAAGCGUUAUCAAUCUGUACACUGUGUAGUCUUGCUAUAUGUUGUGUGUAGCUAGGUCUGUUUCAUAUCACAUUUCCUGAGAUGGAAUACUUUCACUUAUCUGAUGGGCUCCUGUUUGUAGGGGCUCUAUGUGUCCAGCUGGUGUGUCUGCAGGCAGUUCAGAUUGUGUGUUGUCUGUCGUAUUUUUAAUAUGGGAAAUGGCAGUAAUUGCCUGAAACUUGUGAAUGUGAACAAACUUUUUUAAAAUAAAGUUUAAAAGUAAA
Heteronotia binoei (common prickly gecko) is the source of this 3614-nucleotide messenger RNA. RefSeq names its product dual specificity phosphatase 5 (gene DUSP5). The transcript is spliced from 4 exons. Gene Ontology annotation, molecular function: MAP kinase tyrosine/serine/threonine phosphatase activity; protein tyrosine/threonine phosphatase activity. NCBI's taxonomy places the organism in Eukaryota, Metazoa, Chordata, Lepidosauria, Squamata, Gekkonidae. Gene Ontology annotation, cellular component: cytoplasm; nucleus. Gene Ontology annotation, biological process: negative regulation of MAPK cascade; endoderm formation; protein dephosphorylation. The record is from RefSeq and is a predicted model, not a curated record. The coding region runs from base 271 to 1485 and encodes 404 amino acids.